GUUUUUUAAAGUCUUCGAAAUAAAAUAACUCAUCAAGUACAUAGAAAGGCCAUAAGCUCGUAAAUCCAACUGAAGAAUCCAGUUUGAGUAUGCUGUCUGCAUCAGAAACCACGUCACAAUCUAUUUACAAGCUUCUUUGUGAGGGUUGGGUUUUAUUUAGUAGUGCAGAAAAACACUGCAAUCAAUGGAACCAAGUGAAACAUACCUGCCAUAAAGGAAGGAAGAGAUGCUAUGAUGUAUUUCACACGGCACACUUACGUCCUCCACAAAGGUCACAGCUCUCACAGAUCUGAAGGGCUCAAAGCUUCCAGGAAGUACAUGCAGAAAAACUCGUCUGCUUUGGGGAGCAUCUGCUCAGAAGCGCAUGGGAUGUCACGGGCGACAGGCCGCUCCACUGCAUCAUGAUCAACACCUACCAGACCAGCAUGGCGCUGCCACAGGUGCCUCCGCCGGUGCCCCCGCGGCUCGGCAGGCCCGAGCCCAUCCUCAUCCCAACUCAGCUCCCAUCGCCAGGCUACAGCAAGCCACUUCUGCGAUUUCUGGUUUGUGUGGUGACGCUGCACUUGUUUCUGUCUGUUGGAGGAUUUCUAUACCUGUACUACAACGAAAGACAAAUUGCACAUGCAACCUAUUCCUCACCACAAGGAAGAGUUGGUUUUCCCCCCGUAGAAAAACAAGAAACAACCUACGGAGCUUUUGCACGCAUGUUAAUUGGAAAGCCAAAUGCUACAAUUGAGAAAAAAUCUGGUUAUCUUGAGUGGAGAAUGGACCUCUCAGUUCGCAAGAGAAUCAACUACUUUCACAAAAGCUGGCUGACUGUCCUGGAGCCCGGUGACUACCUCGUCUACUCCAGGGUGACCUUCUCCAAGCACAGCAUCGCCCCGCUGACCGGCUGCAUCAAGAUGAGGAACAGCGAGACAGAAGCGGAGAAGGAGGUGACUAAGGCCCACUGCAGCCUGAGCGACAAGGACGGUUUGAGCCCUCAGCUGUGCACAGUUACGCUGCAGGACGUGAUCACGCUGAGCAAGGGAAACCAGCUCGGCAUCUGGGUGGAAAAUCUCUCGCUUGUGGACUACGGAAAGCAAUCGACGAGUUUUGGGAUGUAUAAGCUGUAGGAGCCGCAUGGACCAGGACUCCAAAACAGGGAUCUGUGAAUGUGGAUGGAAUAUAGAUACUAAGAAGACUCUGCAGGAGUUAAUCAACAAACUUUUGUGGAAUUGAGAGACAUUUUCAAACUAUAAUUUAUUAAAUAACAUUGUCUAUUUCUUUGUUAUUGUCAGUGAUUGCUUUGUAUUUAUUUAUAUAAAUUGGACCAUAUGUAAAAUAACUUUUAUAUUUAAUCUGAAUGAUCUAUUCUGGUUUUUUUGGGGGUGAGGCAAUUACACAUUUCAAGGAUUAGUGCUUACAUUUUCAUUGUCCAGCAGCUCUUAAUGGAGAUUAUUUGACAAAAAAACUCAAAAUUUCAGAAAAACAGCACUUUUUAAAUGUGAUAAAGAACAGAAACUGCUCUGAACCACUGUGGUUUUGAUUUUCUAGAGCACACAGCAGCAACUAGUGAUGCACCUUCUCACGGUGACAAAGAUAGACACUUGACUUGAAAAUUAUCUUUGGAAAUCUGACGAGGUCAACUUUUUCUCUCAUCACAGUUAUCCUUUUUGUAAUUUAACCUUCCAAAUCAAAUCAAUGUAUCUUGUUUCAGAAUUCAAAAAAUCCAACGACCCUUUCAGCUCUUUUUUAGGCAGGGCUGCCAUGUUGGUAUAUUUUUUUUACUACAGGUCUUUAUGGGUAGGGUGGCCCAGGUUUUGGGGAAAACCUGAGCAUCUGACAUCUAUUUUUAGUUUUUAAGUUAUGCAAACAGUGCUUCAAGUAUGUUUUUUUAUUGCUUUUUUCCAAUGUCGAUUUGGCGAGGUGCAGUAAAGAGAUUUUUCACUGUAUUUUAAAAAAACUGGAGAAUGAAUUUAUGUCUAGACUGAUUUUUUUUUUCUACACUGCGCAGAGAUUUUUUAAAAGCUUUUUUUAAUAUGCGUAUGAAAACACACAAAAGCUCGUCAAGAUUUUCAAGUUCCGAAGAAACUGUUCGCCCAGGGAGGCAAGAAUGGAUAUGAAAAAACUCUAUGCCAUCCAUCUUGAGUCGUGACACUCAUACCAGGCUCGCUUGGGCCUUUUUGUGUUCCUAAAAUAGCUCCACUCUGCUUCUUCAUGACUGUAAUGUUUCCUUUUUAGUUCAUAAGUACACCUGCAGUACUUGAUGAGUAAUUCAAAACGUCUGAGAGUAUAGGUUGGCGAAUAAAACGUGCUUUUCACAUGGAGUACAACAGUAUGGAAAGUGUGAAUCUCUAUGGAGGUGUGCAGAUGCAGCCUACCCUUACAGCAUGUCACUCCUUCCACUGUGCAAAAGGUUUCCUGAGAGCGAAGCUGAACAGCCUACAAAUUCCUGCGCUGCACAUGUGAUGAACGUGGGGCGGAAAAGCCUGCCUGCCUGCCAUCUGUGGAUUUCCAGCGUGAAAAUAGAAAACCUAUUUCCAUUGCUGUCAUGGUUACAAACUGAUUUUCAAUCCAAAACUCUGCUUGUUAUAUUAAACUUUUAAUAAAAGAACAAUCAAACCAAACAUACAGUAGAGAAUGUCUAGAAAAAAAGGAUAAAAUACUUGCAACAAUAAUUGCAUAGAACAAGCUUUAAAAAAAACAAACAAAAA
This is a messenger RNA of Poeciliopsis prolifica (blackstripe livebearer), 2696 nucleotides long. RefSeq lists its product as uncharacterized. Gene Ontology annotation, cellular component: membrane. The coding region runs from base 402 to 1115 and encodes 237 amino acids. The transcript has 4 exons. Gene Ontology annotation, molecular function: tumor necrosis factor receptor binding. Gene Ontology annotation, biological process: immune response. Lineage: Eukaryota; Metazoa; Chordata; Actinopteri; Cyprinodontiformes; Poeciliidae. The record is from RefSeq and is a predicted model, not a curated record.